Molecule: messenger RNA, 2138 nt
Organism: Conger conger (European conger)
Lineage: Eukaryota; Metazoa; Chordata; Actinopteri; Anguilliformes; Congridae
Product: collagen alpha-1(I) chain-like
Exons: 37
Coding region: 207-2138 (643 amino acids)
Source: RefSeq, a predicted model, not a curated record
UCAUUGGUGAAGAGGGUUCUGUUGGAGAGCAGGGUGAACCAGGAGAUAAGGGCUCUAAAGGGGAACCAGGCCACCCAGGACCAACUGGCCCACCUGGGCCGAAGGGUGUCAAAGGGGUGCAAGGACUCCAUGGUCUGCAGGGGCCAGAGGGGGAGCCCGGGCCUGAUGGGGACACGGGACCUCCGGGCCUGGUGGGAGCUCCAGGUAUGACGGGCGCGGUCGGAGCGCAGGGGGUGAACGGUUCCCAGGGUGAACCCGGACCUGCUGGGGCCACUGGACACAGGGGCCCGCAGGGUCCGCAAGGCUUAGAUGGAGUACGAGGGCCGCCAGGGUCACGGGGGGCCCAGGGAAUGAUGGGGAAGGAGGGUCCUAUUGGUCCAAAAGGAGAUGCAUGCCAGCCUGGGCCAGUGGGACCCGGGGGGGAGCAAGGGUUCGAGGGGCCAAUGGGUGCCCCGGGAGCACCAGGCCCUCCGGGGAUUCUGGGAAACACAGGAAACAGAGGACCAGAUGGGGACAGGGGGGAUAUUGGGACAAAAGGGGACAGGGGUCUUCAGGGUGCUUCGGGAAUCAGGGGUCCCCAAGGAGAAGAGGGGCCUUCUGGUUUCCUAGGAUUUCCCGGGGCCAAAGGUCAAUCAGGUUCCAAAGGCAUCCAGGGAGAAGACGGGGAGGAAGGAUCCCGUGGAAAAGCUGGCGUGACGGGGUCAAAGGGGAACAGAGGGCCUGACGGCCGUAAGGGGAGGUCAGGACUCAGGGGACCCAAGGGUCGUACAGGACAGCGCGGGCCUGCCGGUACUCCUGGGACGCCGGGUCUGCCCGGCCCUCCUGGGACAGAGGGACCUGAAGGAAAGCCUGGUACACAGGGUCCCGAUGGUGCAGUAGGAAUCCCUGGCAGUAGAGGACCCAGAGGGUUUCAAGGUGUUGGGGGAGAGCCGGGAGAUGGAGGUUCCCUUGGGUCCACGGGACCUCCAGGACAGCCAGGCCCACAGGGUGCCCCGGGACCGACCGGAGACAGAGGUUUCAGUGGGAAGUCAGGUGUUGAGGGCCCCCAGGGACCAGUAGGCAUGUAUGGUUAUCCUGGAACAGUGGGAAUGCGUGGAAGACCAGGUCACAUGGGAGAGAGGGGGGAACCUGGUUUGAGAGGCCUCCCUGGUCCUUUGGGGAAACACGGAGCUCCAGGUAAACCAGGACCACCAGGAGAAAGAGGGCCCCCAGGGCCACAGGGUCGCCCAGGGGAUGCGGGACCCACAGGGCUGGACGGGGCACCUGGCUCCAGCGGUACUCCAGGCACAGACGGGGCGUUGGGGAAGCCAGGGGCCCCAGGACGCCAAGGGCCACAGGGGCCACGGGGCUUGGAUGGGCCCCCUGGAAUUCCAGGCAAAGAGGGGGAGCAGGGAUUGCUGGGACCUGCUGGAGAGAAAGGAGAGAGGGGAAUUCUGGGAGCCACAGGGGAUGCUGGUCCCCAAGGACUGGACGGAGAACAGGGUCUCAUGGGUCCAGGGGGCGUGGAGGGCCCACCGGGGGAGAAAGGGGAUCAGGGAGAUUUAGGUCCCUGUGGAAGAGUUGGCCCUGAGGGGCCUAAAGGAUACCCUGGGCCCCAGGGUGGCAAAGGCCUGCCAGGGAAACUGGGGCAGCCAGGCGAAGAGGGGGACGUCGGGCCUCCAGGAGGACUGGGAGACCCAGGUCCUAAAGGAGAAAAGGGUGAUGUCGGCCCCGUCGGAUUUCAGGGACUGGAGGGGCCCCCUGGGGACCUUGGGGAGAAUGGGGAGAGGGGCCCCAAAGGAGAGAAGGGCCACAUUGGAAUGCUGGGUCAGGUGGGGUUGCUGGGCGGCAUCGGACCCGCGGGUCUGGCUGGACUGGAGGGGGCUAUGGGGCCCCGGGGCCUCCCAGGGCCCGACGGACCUGAGGGACUAAAGGGGGAGGUGGGGCCAAGUGGUCUAAUUGGCCCCUCUGGAGUCCCAGGGCCUCAGGGCGUGGCGGGGCAGGCAGGGCUGAAGGGCACCAGGGGAAACCCGGGUCGGCGGGGGGCCGUAGGAAAGCGGGGGCCCUGGGGGCCCGUUGGUCUGAAGGGGCUGGAGGGGCCAGAGGGGGCUAAGGGACUGGCGGGGGAGAAAGGGGAGCUGGGAGAGGAGCCCUGCUGA